GUGGCGCUGCGGGCGGGGCUCGCUUUCUGGUAACCAUAGGGACGCAAUAGGCGCUGGUGGCCAGAUAGCGCGGUAGUCUUUCUGGGGCUCCGAGGACUGCAGGGCUACAGAUUGAAGAUGGAAGAACCCCAAGGGAUUUCCUGGAGUGCUAUCUGCGAGAGUGACAUAAUAACAGAAAAGUACCCAGUUGACUCCAAGAAACAUGCACCUCAUGUGCAGCUGGCUUGCAGUGUGUAGUUCUGUGCCUUCCCUGUAGAUGGAAAUCAGCUUUGGGUGUGGGGCCACAGGGGUCCUCCACACGGGGGGCACCAGCAGUCAAUUACUGCUAUUGCUUUUGGAAAUCGAGAGACCCCACCGCUCAUCUGUUCUGCAUCUCAGGAUGUUAUCAUGAUGUGGAACCUGGAUGGGUGCAGAGAAAAGGUACUUCAAGGGCUGCUUCCUCAAGGGACUGUCAUGAGCACCCUUCUGAGGAAAGUGCUGUGUUUAAGAUUUAGUCCAGAUGAUCAUGUUGUUGCAGUCGGUUCAGGAAACACAAUAUUCAUGCUGGAUGUCAAGGUCUGGGACCAUUUAAUGGGAUCAUUAAUAUUCAGUUCAUCCAUUUUAACAGGUCACGAUGGAGCUGUGAAUUGCAUCUGCUGGAGCCAUGAUGGGAGGUGGCUGCUCUCUGCUGCACAGGACUGGACUCUGAGGGUGUGGUCAGUUCACAGGAAGGAAAUCAUGCUGCUGCUGGGCAGAGACGUGCUUCCUCAGCCUGUGCAGGCUGCGCAGUUCUACUACAUAGACACCUUCAUCCUGCUGUCUUCUGGCCCAGAAUUGUGGUCACUGAAGUAUCACCUUGACACUUGCAAAGAUGAGCUGAAGAGGUAUAAACCAAAGAGCCAGUACAAGCUCAUCUACCAGCUCUCUCUGUCAAACGCAGCCGAUGUGACCAGUUUGUCAGCAGUGAAUAACUUAUAUUCCUACCUUGUACUCAGAGCUGGCCGGGACAGGACUUUGGAAGUUUUCGACUUCAAUGCUGGCUGAAGUGCUGCAGUGAUAGCAGAAGCCCAUUCAUGGCCUGUCUAUCAAAUUUGUCAAAAUACAGGAUCAUCAUUUACGACCCGGCAGUCCCAGGCAUAUAAUCUCUUCCUGACCACGGCCAUUGGUGAUGGAGUUGAACUGUGGGACCUGAGGACUCUGAGGUGUGAGCGCUGAUUCCAAGGACACCUGAACCUCUACCCAUGUGGAAUGGCCCUCAGUCCAUGUGGCCGGUUCGUGGCUUGUGGUGCUGAGGACAGACAUGCCUACCUGUAUGAGCUGGGCUCCAGUGCUUUCUGCUGCCAGCUGGCAGGACACACGGACACCAUCACCGCAGUGGCCUUCAACCCAGCAGACCCCCGGGACAUGCGCCCUGCCCUGCCAGUGUGUCCAUGCUGUGGGUGCUGCCCACCCAUUAGGCAGUUUGCGGCCAACUGGCUAUCAGAUGGACUAUCAAGAAUGUUCAUCCUUGAAAACUGAACCACACCAUGAGAAGCCCACCCUGCUGUGGAGGCCAUCUAGGGACCCCUUUAGCAGUUCAAGCCCUCGUACAUGAUGGCUGCCAGCACAACAUCGAAAGAAGACUCGCCACUGAACUCGUACAGGUCCUGACCCACAAAGUCUUCAAGUGUAGGACAGUAGUUAUUAUUUUAAACCACUUGACUUUGAGGUAGCUUGUAGUGCAACAGUAAAUAAUUGGGACCUGCUUUUUUAUAUUUUUUUGUGUAUUUUUAUUUCAUAAAGGUAUAUUUUCUUAAUCUGUUUUUAUUGGCAUUUUUCCUUUGGAAUUGGUUAUGAUUUUAUCCAUAUUUUGACAUUAUUCUAUUAGCCGUUAUCCUCUGCACUGCUUAUUUCCUGUCUCUUCAUAGCUUUCCUUUUACACAAAGAGACCACAUCAGGACUACUAGUUAGCACUGUUUUCUACAUUUUUUCUUGAAAAACUGAGCAUGAUCUAUAACAAGAUCAAAGGUAAUUUGAGCCAUUAUCUUAAUAUCUAAAAGGGCAGUGUAGACAAUGGUUCAGUUGCAUUACAAUUUUGAGCUGCUCACAUAUGUAUCCUUCAAACAACCUUUAAGUAACAUCAUUACAGAGUGGCAUAUGUGUCACUAGAAGUCCUGUGUUAUUGAAUUCAUAACCUCUUAUUUUAUUUUAUUAAAUGUUUCCUUGCUUUACUAAUCUUUGCCUCCUCUAGAAUAAGGUAGCUAAGUGGAUUAAUGUUAUAAUUUGAGAUGUCUUUUGAGUUCUAUGAUUAUACUUUUGUGAAACUGUUAGGUUUUAAAAUUUAAUAUAAUUUAGUGUUUUGAUCUUCAAGGAUUUCAAAUUGUGAGUAGGUUUAUAAAUGUUUAAAGCUUCCUGUUCUUCCUUUUAUUUUAUUUUUUUGCUAAAAUUGAAAAUUGGGUGUGAACUGCUAAAGACUAAAGCUUGAUGUUUGGUGUUUUUCUUCUCUCAGGGGAAGACAAGCAGCCAGGAGAGCAGAAGAUUUAGAGUUGAAUAAUUUCACAAUUUCAAACAGCUAAAGCAAAAAAAUAACUUGCUUUGCUAAUUUAAUGAUAAUGUAUGACAACAUAAAUGACAUGCUUAAUGUUUUUGCAUAUCUUACCAUUUGAACCUGGAAAAUUUGAUAUCAGAGUCCACUAUGAGUCUGUUCAUGUUUUCAGUUUAGCUUUAAAGAAGAGUAAAUAUACUGAGCUGCCUGGGAUAUCUUAUGAGAACUAGUUGACUGACAUACUGGCUGUGUUGCUGCUGAUUCUAGGUUAGAGCCCUCUUUAAAAGCUACAAAGGCAAAAUUUUAUUUAGGAAUUGAUUUAAAUUACAUUCAGACAUAAAACUGAAAUACUAUUUCAUUAUUCCUACUCAGAGUAUUGGAUUACUGAAAAGACUUUUUCAAACACUCAAUUGCUAUUGAAUUGACUAUAGUUAAGUAUACUUUCAGGAUGUCUAGGUAUAAAUUUACUGACUUCAUAAGAAGGCACAGUAAUUUGGCAUGGCAUGAUAGAAGUUAUUAGCAUUUGGAGGGCAAUUUUAAAAACUACAGUUUGUCACUUCUGUUUUUCUAUUUAGAAAUUUAAUUCAUAAUAUUUUAAUGUAUAACAGUUUAAGCUAUUUUUAAAAGUUGGGUUGAAAUCAUUUGAUUAGAGAAAAAUAAUGUAAACUGCCAUCUCUAAACAUAUAUGUAUGUUAGCCUGUGUUUGUAUGAAAAUUUUUACUGAGGCCUUUACUUCCUCAAUUGUAGCAUUUCAGACCAUCCCUCACACUGCUCCCAGCCCAGAGGAAAGGGCUUUUGGGCUGCCUCCUGUCCCGCAGCUACCAGCCCAGAGGUAGGGGCUUCUGAGCCACUGUCCCACUGCUCCUGUUCCAGAGGAAGGGGCUUCUUGGCCACCAUCCCUCCCGCCACUCCCAGCCCAGAGGAAGGGGCUUCUGGGCCACCAUCCAUACCACCACUCCUGGCCUCUGUCCCAAAUCUCGCAGCUCAGGGAAGGUGAGCCCUGUGGGUGCCAAGAGCAGCCCCACUGCCCCCCCUCCCAGUCAAAAUGAGAAAACACGUAAAUAAGUCUCAAAACCAGACUUCCAGAUCACCUACAGCAACCUCAAAGGGAAAUGAGAUAGAACACUCAAACCCAACAAAAAG
This is a messenger RNA of Heterocephalus glaber (naked mole-rat), 3646 nucleotides long. The record is from RefSeq and is a predicted model, not a curated record. Lineage: Eukaryota; Metazoa; Chordata; Mammalia; Rodentia; Bathyergidae.